GACUGUUAUAUCAGAACUGAUCGAGGUCAUAGGCAAAGAUAAUGUAUCCCUCGCUUGGCAGGAAGAGGUCACCAAAGAAGAAACAGAUGUUGAACAUGCCCUUAAAGCACUUGGAGUACCUGUUGAAACAUUUUGGGGUUCUACAUUAUACCAUAAAGAUGAUAUACCAUUUAGAACAGCUAACAGUCUUCCUGAUGUGUAUUCACAAUUUCGUGCCAAAGUUGAGAAAAUUUCAAAGGUCCGGGCCCUACAAAACAUGCCUGGCAGACUCCUGCCCUUACCCUCUGGACUUGACCCACAGCAACUUCCCACAAUGUCUGACUUAGGGGUACCAGAAAUCGCACCUGAUGAAAGAUCUGCAUUUCCUUUCUCUGGCGGAGAGACCAGUGCCUUAGAUAGACUCAAUAAAUACCUCUGGGAGACUGACAGUGUGGCUGUUUACAAGGAAACACGCAAUGGAAUGGUCGGAUCAGACUAUUCAACUAAAUUUUCAAC
This is a messenger RNA of Owenia fusiformis, 495 nucleotides long. Lineage: Eukaryota; Metazoa; Annelida; Polychaeta; Sabellida; Oweniidae. The record is from the annotation of a GenBank genome assembly.